GUAUGUUGAGGAGGUAUUGGAAGCCCUCGUUUUCACCAGCACUGUGAGGCUGUAUAUCUUUACAGAUAAAUAAGGCAACGGCUGCGCUUAUUGCCUGUGAUCGAGCUGAGUCGGUAGCCAGCGGCAUGAAAGAAAGUGGCGAUACGUUUCUCAGUGUGCUCGGCAGGUGUACUGGUAGAGCUCGCCACUGUAGCCACACCUGAAUCUGAGGAGGAGGCAGACGUCUCAGCGCGUCGCCUCUUCAGGUGCGUCCCUAAAUCAGCUGUACUUUAUGGCAGCGCGACGUAUUUUAUUUUAUCCACUUUCCCGUCUUUCUAUGGAAAUCCAAAGUGUUGCCAAACCUUGGAUUCAUUGCAAGUUUUCGGGACGUCUACCUCUCCAUCCGCCAUGGUAACGCUCUCCCACGCGCUCUCCUCCAACUCCAGACUUCACGAGAAUCGCCCACUGACAGCAGAGGAGACGAGCGCGCUUAGAAACAGAGAGGAGGCGUCUAUCCAAGUAUGAAACGAUUGGUCACAAAUCAUUGGACGCAUUUCUAAAUAUUAAAUGGUGUUCGCCUCCACACGAUUCUGUAUAAAUACAUCGGAUUAUACCGAUGCAAAAAUGUUAGAAACGAUGCACCGCGAUUCAUCCCACAAGGUAUCCGGUGCACACUUUGUUGAUCCGGGCCGACGCAUCGUGAGCUUUUACGCCGACGCAUCGAUGCGAACCGGUGAAUCUCCCCAUCCCCACUCCAGAGAUUCAAACCCCCUCCUGCGUGAUGCGUCUCUACGGAGGUUCCUUUAAUGCAGCGUCGCUCCUUCAGGGACGGGGGCGAGCGCCCAGGACCUGAUGGAGGACGAGGAGACGGAGGCCGCGGACGAAGACGAGGACGACGAGGCGGAAGUGGAGGACGAUGAGAACGUGGAGCUGACGGAAGAAAAAGAGGAAGAGGAGGAGGCGUCGGUCGGAGAGGUGAAGGCGUCCCCCAACGCAGACACCACCAUCCUCUUCGUCAAAGGAGACGACUUCCCUGCCAACGAAAUCGUGAAGUUCCUGCUCGGUUUCUCCAACAAAGGACCGGAGAACUUCGUGGUGGAGUCUCUGGACGCCUCCUUCCGUUACCCACAG
This is a messenger RNA of Gasterosteus aculeatus aculeatus (three-spined stickleback), 1110 nucleotides long. NCBI's taxonomy places the organism in Eukaryota, Metazoa, Chordata, Actinopteri, Perciformes, Gasterosteidae. The record is from RefSeq and is a predicted model, not a curated record.